AGGAGGAAGCGGAGGAUUACGAGCUCGAGCACGAACUGAAACCGCGUAGAAGUAACGACGAGUAGAACAGCACGAGUCGGUCCGAGUUCCGCCUCCGGAAUAUCGGCGAGCCUGUUGCAUUACGUUGGAAAACCUAACACACACACACACACACACACACACACACACACACACGCGCGCGCACUGAUCUGACAGCAACUUUCUGUCAGCUGCACGAGGAAUUAUUUUGUUUACAUUGUUUUGUUUCUUUAUAUCGUGCCAUGGCUGAUGUCACUGACUCGUCCUCAGCGGACGUCGCGAACCGAUUCGCCCGUAAAGGAGCGUUGAGGCAGAAAAACGUCCACGAAGUGAAGAACCACAAAUUCACCGCGAGGUUCUUCAAGCAGCCGACUUUCUGUAGCCACUGCACCGACUUCAUCUGGGGCUUUGGAAAACAGGGAUUCCAAUGCCAAGUGUGCUGUUUUGUGGUCCAUAAGCGUUGCCAUGAGUUCGUCACGUUCUCCUGCCCCGGAGCGGACAAAGGACCCGAUACAGACGAUCCAAGAAGCAAACACAAAUUUAAGAUCCACACUUAUGGCAGCCCGACAUUUUGCGAUCACUGCGGCUCGCUGCUGUACGGCCUCAUCCACCAGGGCAUGAAAUGCGAUACAUGUGACAUGAACGUCCAUAAGCAGUGUGUGCUCAAUGUGCCAAGCCUGUGUGGGAUGGACCACACGGAGCGACGGGGACGAAUCUUUUUGAAGAUUGAAGUAAAAGGAGACGAGAUGCACGUUACAGUGGGCGAGGCUAGAAACCUGAUCCCGAUGGACCCUAAUGGAUUGUCUGACCCGUACGUGAAGCUUAAGCUUAUCCCUGACCCCAAAAACGAGACCAAGCAGAAGACCAGGACAAUCCGCUCCUCACUCAACCCCACCUGGAACGAGUCCUUCACGUUUAAGCUGAAACCAACAGAUAAGGACCGCAGGCUUUCUGUGGAGAUUUGGGAUUGGGACAGAACCACUAGGAAUGACUUCAUGGGUUCAAUGUCCUUUGGAGUAUCCGAGCUUAUAAAGUGUUCAGCAUGUGGAUGGUUUAAACUGUUGAACCAGGAAGAGGGCGAGUAUUACAGCGUGCCCAUUCCUGAGGAGGAUGACGGGAACGUGGAGCUCAGGCAGAAGUUUGAGAAAGCUAGGCUUGGUCCUGGUAAGAAGGCCGUCACCCCAAUUGAUGACAGCACUAGUUUGCCUUCCAUUAAUCUCAACGAGGUCAAACUCACCGACUUUAACUUUCUGGCCGUGUUGGGGAAGGGAAGCUUCGGGAAGGUGAUGCUAGCAGAAUUAAAGCUCACAGAAGAACUGUAUGCUAUAAAGAUCCUAAAGAAAGAUGUAGUGAUCCAGGACGACGAUGUGGAGUGCAUCAUGGUGGAGAAGAGGGUGCUGGCACAGCAGGACAAACCCCCGUUUCUCACCCAGCUUCACUCCUGCUUCCAGACUGUGGACCGUCUUUAUUUUGUGAUGGAGUAUGUGAAUGGUGGUGACCUCAUGUAUCACAUUCAGCAAGUGGGCAAAUUUAAGGAACCUCAGGCAGUGUUUUAUGCAGCAGAGAUCGCUGCCGGGCUGUUCUUCUUGCACAAGAAGGGAGUAAUAUACAGAGACCUGAAGUUAGACAACGUGAUGCUGGAUGCUGAGGGACACAUCAAGAUUGCAGACUUCGGUAUGUGUAAGGAGAACAUGUAUGAAGGUGUAAUGACACGCACAUUCUGUGGAACACCCGACUACAUCGCCCCGGAGAUUAUCGCGUACCAGCCGUACGGCCGCUCUGUGGAUUGGUGGGCUUACGGUGUUCUGCUCUACGAGAUGCUGGCCGGACAGCCACCGUUCGACGGUGAAGAUGAGGACGAGCUCUUCCAGUCCAUCAUGGAGCACAACGUGUCCUACCCUAAAUCCUUGUCCAAAGAAGCCGUGUCCAUCUGCAAAGGGCUGAUGACGAAGCACCCUUCCAAGCGUCUAGGCUGUGGUUCAGAAGGCGAGCGGGAUGUGCGUGAGCAUGCGUUUUUUCGCCGCAUCGACUGGGAAAGACUAGAGUGCAGAGAGAUUCAGCCUCCAUUCAAGCCUAAAGUGGGCGGUAAGGGGGCAGAGAACUUUGACAAGUUCUUCACACGUACACAGCCACAGCUAACACCUUCAGACGAGCUCGUCAUCACCAACAUCGACCAGUCAGAGUUUGCCGGCUUCACCUUCGUCAACCCACAGUUUGUCCACCCGUCGCUCACCAACACAAUAUGAACGAGGAUCGAUUGAGGCUCCAAGAGUAACUCUACAUACACAACCCCAGGAAUGCCUCAUGCUUUCUCUUUUCCUUGUCAUAUCUAAAAUAAUUUACAUUUCAACUCCACACAUUUUCUAUUCUUUUCUUAUAGGAUUUCUACAAUUAUUCAGUUCAUCGUUUUAAUUUUAGGCCAGUCAGAGAGGUAAAAGCGCUCGGAUGUUGCUGUCUAGUACGAGUGUUUUUACACUAAACUGACCACUUAGUAUCAUAAAGCGUGUUGGUUUACGCUUUAUUUCUCUUAACAUGAAACCCUGUAAGAGAUGCAAAAACCUGUGCUUCCUGGUGUUUAUAGUUUAACCCAUGCUAGUCUUCCCAAUCAGGAAGCACAAAGUGGGGUUUUCUCAGACCUGUGCGUUGAUUAUUUUCACCACUGACAUGUCAGUUACCUUUGCUUGUGGUCUUGCUUUUUUUUGAGCGCAUAUUGAGCUUCACCUUGGAACUGGUGCGGAUAUUCAAAGUAAAAUGAUGACUAAAAAUUAGACUAUCGGCCUAAUAACAUACGGUAUGGCUAGGUUAAAUAUGUAAAAGCUGCGCUCGCGUUACCAUUAAAUAAAUGCAGAUCUUUGACACAGAAGCAGAUACUAAAACAUUUUAAGAAAACCUCAAAGAAAAGAUAGUAUUAUAGUAUUCAUAUCCAUCUAGUUUCCUUUUCUGGCGACAUCAUAUCUAUUCAAUACAAUUUCAGUCCUUGAUUUUAACGUAGGUUUUAUUAAACGCAUUAUUCUGUGUUAGUAUUGCUAACAUGACGCUGCUUAAUAACUUUGUGGUCCGCACGUAAAAUAGCAAAACCAAAUCACGGUCAGUUCAUAUUUCGUCCAGCUUCUUCGUCUAGCUGUAACAGUUUAGUGUUACAUUUUUAAGACGAAACCUUGAAGUCUUUUUAAUUCAAUCUUCUGUGUGUUUAACACAAACGGCAAAGCUGAAGCAUUUUUAAUAGGAAUUUAAAAAUAUUGAUUUUUCUUUUUCUUUUUUUUUUUUUGAAAAUGAAAUGAAUAAUGAUGAAUUCAAAUGGAAUGAUGCAUUUGCGUACUUGUCAAACACACGUGACGUGUUGCAUGCUCCAAACUUUUAGUAACGCCAGAGUAUUAUAUUGUUGCAAUCACAAAAUGAUAUCUUUCUAUUAGUAUUUUAGAUUCCUUUCAAAUCAUUUUUCUUCCUGGCCUGCUAGCGAUCAUUCAAUAUAAUCUUACAACAGUGUAUUAAUGAUUUUGUAAAUACUUUUAGGUUAUAUAAAAAAAAAUAGAGCGAGAUAGAGAGAGACAGAAUAUAGCAAGUAAAAAUUUUUAUACCAACAACUGAAUGUGUUUUUAUGACCUUUAGCUGAUAAAGAGUUCUCUAGACUCUAAAUGUCAGGUUUCUAGACUCAUCUUUGUCAGGUUUCUGUCCUUGCACGAGUUUCAAUCAGCUAAUUUUAACUUUAGGAAAUUUAUCAAAUGCUUUAUGCAUCGUUUUAGUAACUUUUUUAGUCUGUCUUACCUGUUCCUUACUUGCUGAUUAAACUUUUAUAUACUUGUAUAUACAUGAAAUAAUACACUACUGCUCAAAGGUUUGGAAUCACAUGACAUGACAUUUAAAUAUUACACUCUCAAAAAAAAAAGGAUAGUAAACUGUACAUUUCCUGAUUAGGGAGUUUUAUGAAAUGGUAUCCAGCACAUAACCUUAAGGUCCAGUUGUGUACCGAUACACACUAACGGUUCAAAUGAUGUAUGUUUAAAUGCAUGAUAGCACCACAGUGACAAGGAAAAAUACAGAUUCGUAUUCCUGAGCAUGGAUUGUUUUAUACACAGAGCUCUAGAAAUGUUAAAAUAACUAUCUUCUUAAGGUGAAUAACUUUCUUUAUAUGGAUUUUGGGCAUUAAUAAAUUGCGAAUAUUUUCAAUCGGACAAUUUUUUACAGCUUUCUCCAAAAGUAAAGCGUGCAACGUAAUAUGAUGGUUAUUUUCUAGCUUUAUAAUUAGAUGGAUUUGUUAACAUAACAUUCAUUUCCGUGAUGAUUUCAGACUUUUGAACAGUAGUGUAUGUAUGUGAGAGAACUAAAAAUACAGUUACUGUACAUCUUUGUGUAACUGAACUUUUUCUGUACUAAGGUUUACAUCACAGCUUUACCUGCUUAAAAUCAGCCAGUGUGUUGGACGUCAGCACAGACGCUUAAAAAAACAACCCCACAUGUUUUUCCAAACAUGUCUGGAACAGGCUAUAUUGUUUGUGAGAGUUGAUUGGUUGUAAAAGUGCGAGCUGAUUGGCUGCUGUGGUCCUGCGGUUGCCUCGGCUUUUCCAGGUGCAUGCUGAUUAUGCUAAAAGUAUGCACAUGGAAACGUUACUAAAACAGACACACGUAUACGGUAUGAAUAUUCUUAUAUACUUAUAUAUACAUAAAGUGUGCAUGAUGACUGAAGCAUUCCAGAUCACACAGCAUGGACUUAAUGUGGCGAAAAGAUGUCUUAUGUGAUGGAAUGUUUUUUGUCCUCCGUCGGUCUUAACAGUAAUGAAAAUGUCGAAUUUCUUUAAGUCUCGUCCUUUAUAUUUAUAUUGUAUGGAUUCUUCACACUACUAAGCUGUAUAGGGAAUUUGUAACAUUUCUAACAUGUGAUCUUAAGGGAAGAUCUGAAAACAGAUUAGCUUCAUAUAGGCUAACUUUCAGCACCAGCUAUAGGGAAGUGUAACAGUCUCCAUAACAACAUUAUAGCUGCUUCAUCCUUUGAUCGUCAUGUACUGGCACUUGGCUGAUUAGUAAUUAGAUGAUACAUCAUGAUUCUACACACAAACAGAAUAGGAUUAUUGUAAUUAGACAGUUCUCCCUAUCUAAGCAGAAUGACAGGUAGAAAGUAUUAAUCUGAUGGAGUCUUACACUUUCACACCAAAGCAUUUCUUUUCCUGAUUAAUAGUUAAAGUACAAGUUAUAUUAAAGGUAGGGUAACAUUUAGCAAAUCCAUUUCAUUGGAAGACGUAAUCUAAUCAGGUAUCACCAUUGAGGUAUCAACCCACUUAAACUUUUUUUUACUUUUUCAUUAAAUUGAUAAAUAUAGGUCUUGUUGAGAUGUAGAUGUAAAUUUCCUUUGAAAUAAAAUAAUGUCCCGUUCCUCAAAAUGUCUCUUUAGCAAGUUAGAACAUUAUAAUUUAUGAGUAUGACUUGUUUAUUCACUAUUGGCUGCAGAUUUUCUUUCCUGUGUGACUAAAGCUAUGAUAGAGCCAGCUAACUAUCAAGUCAUCUACACAAUCUAUCUAGGUUUUGAGGUCACCAGAUGAUAAUUAAAAGCAACUACUGGUCUGGUUUGAACAGAAUUAUGAAAUUGCCAACACAGAAAAGGUUGCAUAUGGCCAAAACUGUUAAGUUUGAUGUCCAUAUGCUCUCCUCUGUCAAUCAGAACGAUUCUAGCCAAUCAUGUGCAUCUGUAAGCUAACGUAUGUGGUAGAGGGCAAAUAACACUCUCCUGGUCGUGUGUUAUACUGCUCUGUGGUGCAGCUGUUUGCAGAUGAUGCAGAAUCUCGCUUUACAUGUCUUGGAGAAAACCCGAUGCUAGCUUUCAGCCGCCUGGGUGGUAGCUUUUAUGUAGCAAGCAAGAAGAAAGUAAGGAUGACUUAAAUGAAGGAAAAAUGUUUACAGAAAUGCUUACUUAAAAGCUUCCAUACAUUGUAGUCGUAUGCUAUAAUUUAUUCCAUGUGCAUUUGGUUGUCGUCACUCCGCCAUCCCUCAGCAGUGCCAAGCCGAUUACUGAGCCCGAUGUUAGCAGUGUUGCACUAGCUGUGAAGUCUCCACCACCACAUAUGGAAGUGUUUAUUUAAAAACUGUGUUGCAGACACAUGUAGCCAUAUUCCUUUGUGUGUAUGAGCCUCUGGAGUCAGAGGAGAUAAUUAGUCCACUACAGUGCUGAUAAUGUGGUGGUGUGUGCAGUUCCUCAGCCAUGUGCGCAGCCACUGCCUUCUGAUUUUCUUCAGCGUUGUUUGCUUUGCUUGUUCGACCAUUUUGAAGUGAUGGAAUAUCCAGUCUUGCCUUACCUAACAAUCAGACCAUCCCUGUGCCUCUGUGUGUGUGUGUGUGUGUGUGUGUGUGUGUGUGUGUGUGUGUGUGUGUGUGUGUGUGUGUGUAUGUGUGUGAGAAAAUGCUUUUGGCUCUUUUUACUCAAAGUCUGUCCCUCAUGCUCUGUUCUUCUCACACUCGUCUCUGCCAAACACUACAAGAAAACAGCUUCUGUUCUAAAAAAAAAAAGACACUGCCUCUUUAACCACUUUUCAACUGGCAGAAUUGUGUACACUUCAGGAUGAGUCAGAGACAACCAGCUAUUUAAUUAUUUCAUUUCUCCUUCUGUAGUUUUUGAGAUUAUAUAACUCGAGAAAAGGAGAAGAUGGUACUGAUUCUGCCCCAAAGAUUUCAAAAUCUAAAAUCAACCAAUUCUUUCCAUAUAUAAACUUAGUUUUAAUACGUUUAGAAAAUAAAUAAACGAAUCUAAAUAAUGGCUUUUAAAUCAUUUUAAAUUAGAUUUUAAAACGAAUUAUAUAGUGUGCCAAAGGUGAUAAAAAGGUGUUCUAUUCUACUCAAAGGGUCAAGUGUAAAAACUAAUUUUGUCAGAAAAAAGUUUUGAAGUAAACAUUUACCACAAAAAGUCAGGUUUGAAAAUUUAUUUCAGCGAAAUUACAGAUUUGUAAAUUAAAUUUUCCCAAAAAAGGACAGAUUUAAAAUCUAAAUCUUAACUAAAGGACAGAUUUAAUAUUAAUAUAAUUAAUUACAGAUUUAAAUAAAGAUUUAUUUAAUAUGGAGAAAGAUUUCAAGUCAAUGUAAAAUCAGAAUUCUGAAAAUAAACAAAUAUUUGAUAUAAAUGAAUCAAUUUUGAGGUUAUUUUAUUAAUGAACAUGUUUUAAAAUUAAUUCUUCCUUGUACUAAAAAUGCAGAAAAGAGAAGCAAAUUUAAUUUUUUCUCAGAUUUUAUUUUAUUUUUUAUUAUUUUGCCAAAGUAACAUUUUAAAAUGAAAGCUAUUUUAUUUAAAACUAUUUCUGCCCAAAAGCAGAAAAACAAUUUUAAAACAAAUUCUGAAGGUUUUUUUUUACUUUCACACCUGGAUUUCCUAUUUUUUCUUUAGUUUUUUUGUCGCUAUCCGUUUAUAUGUGUUUAGUAAGCAGGAUUGCUGGAUAAUUUGAUUAUCAGGAUGAAUAUGUGACCUAAGGUUUAAUCUCUGUCUUUCUGAUGAUGGCAUGUUAAAAUGCCAUGUAACACACUCGCUCUCUGUGCUUGUACAUUCUGAUCCAUGAUCGACUUUAAUGAAACUUUGUAAUGGUGUCUGUUGGUUUGCCCUCCUCUUUCUUGAGUCCACAACUUCAGAUAUAACCAUUGUUAUUUGUACUGACUGUAUGAUACUGCAAAUAAAGUAUGAGAAAUAAACCA
Messenger RNA from Tachysurus vachellii, 7683 nucleotides. It is a transcript of the gene prkcaa, whose product is annotated as protein kinase C, alpha, a. Gene Ontology annotation, biological process: protein phosphorylation. NCBI's taxonomy places the organism in Eukaryota, Metazoa, Chordata, Actinopteri, Siluriformes, Bagridae. Gene Ontology annotation, molecular function: zinc ion binding; ATP binding; diacylglycerol-dependent serine/threonine kinase activity. The coding region runs from base 261 to 2264 and encodes 667 amino acids. The record is from RefSeq and is a predicted model, not a curated record. The transcript has 17 exons.